AUGCUCCCGGGGAAGCCCAUUGGGAGCCAGUUGGGACGAGACCCACGAUACAGCCGGGGAUCCACACCCUGCUCCCAUCACGCCCAUUGUCCCCUGGUGGAGACGAUCCGGCUGUGGCAAGAAGGGGUGUGUGGCAGCGGACAGGAAGGAGUGGAGUGCUGCCCUGACGCCUUCACAGCCGUCCAGAACCCCCCUGCUAAAAUCUGCUUUAACAUCGGCUGCAUCCACCUUGUCCUGGGGGAGCUGGCGGAGGCGGAGGAGGCAUUCACCCUGAGCAUCGGCUGUGACAAGCACCUGGCAGUGGCUUAGUUCCAUCGGGGGACCCGUGUUUACCAGAGGCAGAACAAUGAAAAGGCCAUUGGAUUCAAAGAGGCGCUGGCCCAGCUGCGAGGCAACCAGCUCAUUGACUACAAGAUCCUGGGGCUACGCUACAGGCUCUUUGCUUGUGAGAUUCUCUGCAACAUCGCGCUGGUGUUCGCCACGGUGGAGAACUGGGGGAAGGCUGAAGAGCACCUGACUCUGGCCAUGAGCAUGAAGACUGAGCCCCAGCACAACAAGAUUGACAGGGCAAUGGAAGCCAUCCUGAAGCAGCAGCUCUGUGAGCUGGUGGCCAUUCCUGUGGGGAAGCUGUUCAGGCCAAAUGAAAAGCAAGUGGCUCAGCUGGAGAAGAAGGACUAUCUGGGGAAGGCAAUGGUGGUGGCAUCUGUGGUGGACAAGGACGAUUUCUCAGGAUUUGCUCCCCUCCAGCCACAAACCUCUGGUCCUCCACCCAGGCCCAAGACCCCAGAAAUCCUCAGGGCCCUCCAAGGGCAGCCACACCGUGUCAUGUAUGAGUUCAUCCCUGAGACCGCUGAGGAGCUGCAGGUCCUGCCAGGAAACAUUGUCUUUGUCCUGAAGAAAGAGAAGGACAACUGGGCUACAGUGAUGUUCAAUGGAAAGAAAGGGAUUGUCCCCUGCAACUUCCUUGAGCCUGUGGAGCUCCAGAACAAGCUGUAUAUCCAGGAAGAAACCUUUGUGGAGGACGAGAUGCCCGAGUCACCCACCUCCACAGUGCCAGAGAAGCCACGGCGGCCGGUGCCAGACCACAUUCCUGAUACUGUGAUGCAGCCAAGAGACACAGCAAAGGAGGCCGAACCACCCACCUCCAGCCCCUGCGUCCUCAAGGUGCAUUACAAGUACACGGUUGCCCUGAGGGCCGAGCCAGGCCUCUCCUACACAGAGCUCCUGGACCUGGUUUGCAAGAAGCUGGAGCUGCAGCCCAAGCACACGGAGCUGAGGUACAAGCCUGCGGAGAGCAAAGAGCUGGUGACUCUGACUGCAAAGAACCUGGAUGCAGCUUGGAGCCAGAGCAAGGGCAACUGCCUCACAGUCUGGUGUGACCUCACGGAGGGAGAGGGGUUUUUACCAGACGGCAAACCAGAGGAGUCUCCGCAGGAGGCAACGUCGGAGGAGAUGGGACCAACCCAAGUUGUAGCACAGUACAACUAUGAAGCCACCCAACCUGAAGACCUGGAGUUUCAGGCAGGAGAUGUGAUCCUGGUUUUAUCCAAAGUGAAUGAAGACUGGUUAGAAGGCCAGUGCAACGGGAAGACUGGCAUCUUCCCAUCCGCAUUCGUUCAGCAGCCUAACACUGAAGAACCAGAGAAGUGACUUCAGAAGAGCUUAAAGUCGUGGAAAAAAAUUCAACUGUUGCCAUUAAGAAGUUUCCAUAUUAAUCCCUGCAUCUGAAAAUGAACUUCAUAAUGAAGUUAUAUUAUUGCUAUUUGUACUAAAAGCUUUAUAUUUUCUUUUA
Chiroxiphia lanceolata (lance-tailed manakin) is the source of this 1792-nucleotide messenger RNA. It is a transcript of the gene NCF2, whose product is annotated as neutrophil cytosolic factor 2. Gene Ontology annotation, biological process: phagocytosis; superoxide anion generation; respiratory burst. Gene Ontology annotation, cellular component: NADPH oxidase complex. NCBI's taxonomy places the organism in Eukaryota, Metazoa, Chordata, Aves, Passeriformes, Pipridae. Gene Ontology annotation, molecular function: superoxide-generating NADPH oxidase activator activity; protein binding. The record is from RefSeq and is a predicted model, not a curated record.